AUGAGUUUCUUUAAUAAUAAAACUGGAUCAGGUGGGUCGUCUUGGGGAAAUAUGUUAAAACAAGCCGUGAAUAAUUUUGAGAGCAAACUUGAUAAGGCUCUUGACAUUGGUGAAGAUAAUUCUUAUCAGGGGGAGGUCUACGUGGACCCAAUAACUGGGUUUGUUACCACUGUUGAUCCUCCUGCAGUUUCUGAAC
Molecule: messenger RNA, 196 nt
Organism: Funneliformis caledonium
Lineage: Eukaryota; Fungi; Glomeromycota; Glomeromycetes; Glomerales; Glomeraceae
Source: the annotation of a GenBank genome assembly